Spodoptera littoralis (African cotton leafworm) is the source of this 366-nucleotide messenger RNA. NCBI's taxonomy places the organism in Eukaryota, Metazoa, Arthropoda, Insecta, Lepidoptera, Noctuidae. The record is from the annotation of a GenBank genome assembly.
AUGGCCGUGCACCCGGCCGGGGACAACCUGCUGGUCUGCUCGUACGACAGGAAGUGCAUAUGGUUCGACCUGGAGCUGUCGUCGAAGCCGUACCAGACGCUCCGCCUGCACGGGGGCGCGGUGCGGUCGGUGUCGUUCCACCGCCGGUACCCUCUGUUCGCGUCGGGCGGCGACGACGACAACAUCGUGGUCAGCCACGGCAUGGUCUACAAUGACCUGCUGCAGAACCCGCUCCUGGUGCCGCUGAAGUCGCUGUCGGGCGGCGCGCGCGCGGCCGACCUGAACGUGCUGGAGCUGCGCUGGCACCCCGCGCAGCCCUGGCUGGCCGCCGCCUGCGCCGACGGCACUCUGCGGCUCUACGCCUAG